This is a messenger RNA of Loxodonta africana (African savanna elephant), 3787 nucleotides long. RefSeq names its product LARGE xylosyl- and glucuronyltransferase 1 (gene LARGE1). The coding region runs from base 197 to 2467 and encodes 756 amino acids. The record is from RefSeq and is a predicted model, not a curated record. Gene Ontology annotation, molecular function: glucuronosyltransferase activity; xylosyltransferase activity. Gene Ontology annotation, cellular component: Golgi apparatus. The transcript has 15 exons. Gene Ontology annotation, biological process: protein O-linked glycosylation via mannose. NCBI's taxonomy places the organism in Eukaryota, Metazoa, Chordata, Mammalia, Proboscidea, Elephantidae.
GCCGGUCGAACUAGGGCAGCGCCUGCCGGGACCCCCCUGUCACUCUUAGGCGGCGUGCCGCCGCGCCGCUCAGCUUUUCCGCGUCUCCCUCAGCCUGGCAGCAGCCUCGAUCAAGAAAGUACUAUGACGGAGGCCGAGGACUUCAUGCUCCGGGUAGAGAAACAGCACUGGGAUUAGGAUUGCCACUUCCGAGAGGAUGCUGGGAAUCUGCAGAGGGAGACGGAAAUUCCUGGCUGCCUCUCUGACUCUUCUCUGCAUCCCAGCCAUCACCUGGAUUUACCUGUUUGCUGGGAGCUUCGAAGAUGGAAAGCCCGUGUCCCUGUCUCCGCUGGAGUCCCAGCCGCACAGCCCCCAAUACACGGCCUCCAGCCAACGGGAGCGUGAGAGCCUGGAAGUGCGCAUGCGUGAGGUUGAGGAGGAGAACAGGGCCCUCCGCAGGCAGCUCAGCCUGGCACAGGGCCGGGCCCCAGCCCAUCGCCGUGGCAACCACUCCAAGACUUACUCCAUGGAGGAGGGUACUGGGGACAGCGAGAACCUUCGGGCAGGUAUCGUGGCGGGCAACAGCUCCGAGUGUGGGCAGCAGCCGGUCGUGGAGAAGUGUGAGACAAUCCACGUUGCUAUUGUCUGCGCAGGGUACAAUGCCAGCCGUGAUGUCGUCACCUUGGUCAAGUCCGUCUUGUUUCAUAGGCGGAACCCUCUGCACUUCCACCUCAUUGCCGACACCAUCGCGGAGCAGAUCCUGGCCACGCUCUUCCAGACGUGGAUGGUGCCUGCCGUGCGUGUUGACUUCUACAACGCAGAUGAGCUCAAGUCUGAAGUUUCCUGGAUCCCUAACAAACACUAUUCUGGAAUUUAUGGUCUGAUGAAGCUUGUCCUGACCAAGACCCUUCCUGCCGACCUGGAACGGGUCAUCGUCCUUGACACUGAUAUCACCUUUGCUACCGACAUUGCAGAGCUGUGGGCUGUAUUUCACAAGUUCAAAGGUCAGCAGGUCCUGGGGUUGGUAGAGAACCAGAGUGACUGGUACCUUGGAAAUCUGUGGAAAAAUCACCGCCCUUGGCCUGCUCUUGGAAGGGGCUAUAACACAGGGGUGAUCCUGCUGCUUCUGGAUAAGCUGCGGAAGAUGAAAUGGGAGCAGAUGUGGAGGCUUACCGCAGAGAGAGAGCUGAUGGGCAUGCUGUCCACAUCCUUAGCUGACCAGGAUAUUUUCAAUGCUGUCAUCAAACAAAACCCCUUCCUUGUGUAUCAGCUGCCCUGCUUCUGGAACGUGCAGCUGUCGGACCACACCCGCUCUGAACAGUGCUACAGAGAUGUGUCUGACCUGAAGGUCAUUCACUGGAACUCCCCCAAGAAGCUUCGGGUGAAGAACAAGCACGUGGAGUUUUUCCGCAACCUUUACCUGACCUUUCUGGAGUAUGAUGGGAACCUGCUGAGGCGGGAACUGUUUGGCUGCCCCAGUGAAGCAGAUGUCAACAGUGAAAACCUCCAGAAGCAGCUCUCUGAGCUGGAUGAGGAUGACCUGUGCUAUGAGUUCCGGCGAGAGCGUUUCACCGUCCACAGGACCCACCUGUACUUCUUACACUACGAGUACGAGCCUGCUUCCGACAACACGGACGUCACCCUGGUUGCUCAGCUCUCCAUGGACAGGCUCCAGAUGCUGGAGGCCAUCUGCAAGCACUGGGAGGGGCCCAUCAGCCUGGCCCUCUACCUGUCUGACGCUGAGGCCCAGCAGUUCCUCCGCUACGCACAGGGUUCUGACGUGCUCAUGAGCCGCCACAACGUGGGCUACCACAUCGUGUACAAGGAGGGCCAGUUCUACCCCGUGAACCUGCUGCGCAACGUGGCCAUGAAGCACAUCAGCACGCCCUACAUGUUCCUGUCUGACAUUGACUUCCUGCCCAUGUACGGGCUCUAUGAGUACCUCAGGAAGUCUGUCAUCCAGCUCGACCUUGCCAACACCAAGAAAGCAAUGAUCGUCCCCGCAUUUGAGACACUGCGCUACCGACUCUCAUUCCCCAAAUCUAAAGCAGAGCUGCUGUCAAUGCUGGACAUGGGAACUCUCUUCACAUUCAGGUACCACGUCUGGACGAAAGGCCACGCACCCACAAACUUCGCCAAGUGGCGGACUGCCACCACGCCUUACCGGGUGGAAUGGGAGGCCGAUUUCGAGCCAUACGUUGUUGUGAGACGGGACUGCCCUGAGUACGACCGGAGGUUUGUGGGCUUUGGCUGGAACAAGGUGGCUCAUAUCAUGGAGCUGGAUGCACAGGAAUAUGAAUUCAUCGUGUUGCCCAACGCCUACAUGAUCCACAUGCCUCACGCCCCCAGCUUUGACAUUACAAAGUUCCGUUCCAACAAGCAAUACCGCAUCUGUCUCAAAACCCUGAAGGAAGAAUUUCAGCAGGACAUGUCCCGCCGCUACGGCUUCGCUGCCCUGAAAUAUCUCACGGCUGAAAACAACAGCUAGCACCAAGGUGCCCACCACUAGGGAGAGACACGCUGCAGGGGAAGAGCCACUUGCUGUUGGGGGCCCAGCCUUCAAACUCAAAAUUUAGCAGUGCUUUUUGGUUUGUUUUUAUUUGUCUCUUUGGCCCAACAAAGCUGCCCUCACUACAGAGGCCUGGAACAAGGUUCCAGCAGCCCCUCUCUGCCCCACAACCCAGCAUUCCCAGAAUGUGGAAAAACAGCCCACCUGUACUAUCUCUUCAAGAAUGGGACACGGGGGGUGAGAGGGAAUAAGAGAUCGUCACCUUACCACAGAGCCACACAACCAAGGCAGGUCUUUAUGCUGUUCUCGUUGGUUUUUAAUAAUUAUGCUUCCCAUCAUAGCUGGGGAGAAACAGAAGUCAGGGUGGUGGGGGUUAUCCAUCCCAGGAAAUAAAAUAAAAAAUGCCUCUUCAUUAAGAGGGAACUUUCUUUGCCUUGCAAUCUAGGUGAGUACCUAAGAAGGAGGGCAAACCAAUGAUCUAAACCAACUAUUUGGAAAAAUCCAAUGGGGACUGGUAUCUGGAGGGACCUAGAGGUAGUGGUGAUUGGUUCUUUAUCUUCAAGGUCACUCUUGUUUUGUUUUGAUUUGUUUUUGUUUGAGGGAUUUUGUUUGUUUGUUUUUGGUCUGGGAAUCCAAUAGAAAAGCUGGUCCUUUGAGGGUCUAAGGGAGAAUCAGCUGCCUCAGUGUCCCUCUAUCAGCAGUGGCCCAGCAGGGAAGACAAGCAUCUUCAGCCAGUAGUUAAACACGGGCAGCUUUCUUCAGGAUCAUCACCGAAGCUCCUGUGAUUUCGAAUUCCUUACUCUCCCAAAUCCAGGGGCGACAGUGGGGACUGUGGAAAUGCCCAGGCUGACUGUUUUAUACCGUCACAUUUUCUAUUGGCAGUGACGGGUUCACAGGGAAAGGGCUUUGAAGAAACUAUUUCAGUGCACAAGAAAGGUACGAACCUCUCAGGCCUUUACUGCGAGCCCAGGGCUGAAGAUUCAUGUGUUGUCUGGAGACCCAGGGGAAGAACGUGUUUGGAUUCCUCUGUGUCAUGCCUGCUUCACUGUGGAUGGGAAGAGGCCGAGACCUCAGUCUCCCUUUGGGACCUGCCCAAGGGUAGGCAACACCUUCACUGCUACACAGAUCACGGAGACACUGGACUUUUUACCCAUUUUCUUUAAUCUUCAAUAUUAAUGUUGUGUUUACAUUAAUGAGAACAAGAGUCAGUGCCCCACCCUCUGCUGGGCUGUUUGUAUUGAGUUGCGAUGUGAGCAGUGAAAGCUGCCUUCAAUAAAGGAAAGUACGGACUGUUUCUUC